Messenger RNA from Phycodurus eques (leafy seadragon), 3464 nucleotides. It is a transcript of the gene l3mbtl1b, whose product is annotated as L3MBTL histone methyl-lysine binding protein 1b. Gene Ontology annotation, biological process: regulation of DNA-templated transcription. Gene Ontology annotation, cellular component: nucleus. The record is from RefSeq and is a predicted model, not a curated record. Bases 18 to 2636 code for a protein of 872 amino acids. NCBI's taxonomy places the organism in Eukaryota, Metazoa, Chordata, Actinopteri, Syngnathiformes, Syngnathidae. Gene Ontology annotation, molecular function: zinc ion binding; protein binding. The transcript has 22 exons.
GCCCUCCACUUUUAUUUAUGGCAGGAAUAAAAAAAGAAAAAAACAAAUUCAAAAAAACGCGAGCAGCCGUGUACAAAGUCAAAGUUACGCCACACGCAAUCGAAUUCCAAGGAUCCGGAAUGGCUGACACUCCACCCAGCGACGGCCCCUCGCAAGCCGCCGACUUUGACAUGAUGGGCGCUCUGGACUGGAAGGACGGCAUUGCCACAUUGCCGGGAAGUGACAUCAGGUUCCGCAUGACAGAAUUUGGCACACUUGAGAUUGUGACGGACGCAGACGUUAAAGGUCAGCAGCAGCAGCAGCAGCAGCAGCAUCCGACGCCUAAAAAGGACGCCUCGGACCCGGUGUCGUCUCACAGUCCCACCCCUCCGCCGGAGGGCCAAUCGCAGACUAAAACGGCACCCGAACCGGCCGGUGAUAUUCAGCCGGCAUCGUCUCAAAGAAAAGCCCCUGGCCCUGUUGUUCUGUCUUUGGAGGAGACCCCCACUCUGAAAAGUCCCAAAGUGGAAGUCGGUCCGAGUGUGGAAGUCGGUCCAAACGGGGAGCUCGCUCGGUGCAGAACCUGUAGUGGUCCCGUUGCUCGGGAUGCCCUCCUACAGGGAAAGUUCUGCAGCGCCAACUGUGCCCAGCCCACCAGCGGCAGAUCGUCUCCCGGAGAGGCCCGGGAGUGCCCGGCUCCCGAAAGCGAGACCUUGGGUAAACGUGUGCGUAAAAAGAGGAAAAUCUAUAUGGACUCUGGCGACGAGGAGGAAGACAACCAAGAGGAACCAGAAGAGAAAGCCAAGAGUACCAAAGGCAGGAGAGGAGCCAAGAUGGCCAAACUCGCCACGGCCUCGCUGAGUAAGAAGCGGGCGUGGAGCUGGUCCGCCUACCUGGAGGAGGAGCGGGCGAUCGCCGCCCCAGUCAAACUCUUCAAAGAGCACCAGUCGUUUCCUCAAAGCCGGAACAGCUUCAAGGUGGGGAUGAAGCUGGAGGGGCUCGACCCGUGUCACCCGUCCCUCUUUUGUGUGCUCACCGCGGCAGAGAUCCAAGGCUACCGAGUGAGGCUUCACUUCGACGGCUACCCGGAGUGCUACGACUUCUGGGCCAAUGCCGACUCGUGGGAUUUGAAACCGGCAGGCUGGUGUGAGAAAAAUGGACACAAAUUAUUGCUGCCCAAAGGUUGUAAGGAUGGAGAGUUCAACUGGAGCAUGUACGUGAAGAACUGCAGAGGCCAGCUGGCGCCCAAGCACCUCUUCAAGAGCCUCAACACCUCCGUGACGCCGUCCGGUUUUCGAGCGGGCAUGAAGCUGGAGGCGGUGGACAGGAAGAACCCGUCGCUGAUCUGCGUGGCCACCAUCGCCGCUGUGGUGGACAACAGACUUCUCGUUCACUUUGACAACUGGGACGACACGUACGAUUACUGGUGUGACGCUAGCAGUCCGUACAUCCACCCGGUCGGCUACUGCGAAGAGGCCGAGCUCACGCUGACCACUCCAGCUGGUAAGACACAGACCAAGACACACGUGGAAUAUAAGCAACCAAAAAGUUUCUCCUGGGAGAAAUAUCUGGAAGAGACGAGCACACAGGCCGCGCCCGCCCGGGCUUUCAAACCGAGACCUCUGCACGGCUUCCAGGUGGGGAUGAAGGUGGAAGCCGUGGACAAGAGGAACCACGUGCUCAUCCGCGUCGCCACCGUGACCGACACGGACGACCACCGGCUGAAGAUCCAUUUCGACGGCUGGAAUCCAGACUACGACUUCUGGGUAGAGACCGACUGCCCCGACCUGCACCCCGUAGGCUGGUGUCUCAAAACCGGACACUCUCUGCACCACCCCAACAGCGUCAAUGAUGCGAGCCCUCCAGGACAGGGAUGUCCCACCCCAGGAUGCAACGGGGUCGGCCACAUCAGAGGACCUCGUUACGGCACACACUACACUCAGGUGAGCUGUCCCUACUCGGAGAUGAACCUGAACAAAGACAGCCUGCUCCCAGACCGUCUGACCGGCGAGCGACCCCACACGUCAGGCGGCGUCCAGCCCCGCGGGCGGCGCCCCGACUCCAACGCCACUGCGCAGACCGCCGCGCCGGACCGGCCCGAGGCGGCCGACGACUCCCGCGCCAGGAAACCGGCGGAGGCGGAGGCCGACCUCUCGGCCCGCGGCGGCCAGCCGGAACCGCCGGGGGGGGCCGGCGAGCAGAACCCGAAUGGAACGAGACUCAAACGGGCCGCUCCUGUUCCCAAAUAUCUGAAAAUGCACUGCGUGAAAGAAGAGUCUGCCGACGGGAAAGCCUCCCCGGACUCGCUUUCCCUGCAGCAAGCCCUCCACGAGUCGGUGUUCUCCCCCGGCAUCUCCGCCGCUCCCCCCCACCGGGUGGCGCUGUGCUGGGACAAGCACUGUCAACUGCUGCCCGAGGUGCUGGGCCUGAGCGCCAAGCGGGUGGCGGGAUGGAGCACCGACGAGGUGGCCACUUUUGUCAAGGGACUGCCAGGAUGUAAAGAACACGCGGCCACAUUUAAAACAGAGCAAAUAGACGGCGAAGCCUUCCUGCUGCUCACCCAAUCGGACAUCGUCAAGAUCCUGUCCAUCAAGUUAGGCCCCGCCCUGAAGAUCUACAACUCCAUCCUCAUGUUUAAAAGUGCCGACGAAGAAUAAGCGAAGACCAGCGACGGAAAAGUCGUCAGCUUGAAUAAGUUGCUCUCGUCUUCUCGAUGGACUUCUUUUUACUUGUAUUAUGUUUACUGAAACGUUAAAUAACUGCAGACACCUUCAAAAAUGUUCCUUAAAUAGUUUGUGGGUUGGUCAUCCCCCCCCCCAAAAAAAAGAACUUUUACAGCUUUCAAAGCUGAUUCAUCAAGCUUUGUCGCUUGUUUUUUUUUUUUUAUUAUUAUUAUUUUUUUUUUAUAGAGCGCAACCGAGAGCUGAGAACAGUAUUAGUUAUGUGAUCAAAUUGAAACUUGUUUUUGUGUGUGUGAGGGUUGGGGAACAUUUGUCCCCAUCGGGCGCCACGUCGCUUUUUAUAAAGUCCUCAGAGGGCUGUUUGAAAUUUCUGAACUGAUCCAACAAAUGUUUAUUAUUACUGUAUGUAUAUAUGGAACAUUUAAGGUUGUAUUUGUUGGAAGUGCACAGCGGGUCGGAUGAAACUGACUUGGUUUCCCCCACCCCAGCUUGAACUCGUAAUUUGAGGAAAGUCCUGGUUUAUCAUUUUCAUUGUUUUGAUGGCACGUGAAUGUUUUAAAAAAAAAAGUGUCUUUGCAAAUAUACCCAGCUCCACAAGGAUUCACUCCAGCUUGGUUAUGCAAAGAUUGCAGGCAAAGAUACAAAAUGUCAUUUUGAGGCCGCCAACAUUUUGAAAUGUGUACAUCAGCCAGUGUUUAUACGCAAACAGCUUUUUAUUUAUGUAUUCUAAUUUAAAGGUUGAUGCUACGCUGUCCAGGAGUGCGUGCGUGGGGAAUAAAUGAGACUUCAGACACUAAAUGUCCA